Molecule: messenger RNA, 1470 nt
Organism: Emiliania huxleyi CCMP1516
Lineage: Eukaryota; Haptophyta; Isochrysidales; Noelaerhabdaceae
Product: putative DNA repair protein DNA polymerase, kappa
Exons: 4
Biological process (GO): error-prone translesion synthesis
Cellular component (GO): nucleus
Molecular function (GO): damaged DNA binding; DNA-directed DNA polymerase activity
Source: RefSeq, a predicted model, not a curated record
AUGGCGGCGGUAACCUCGGCGGCUGCGCCCACACAAGGGCACGGCGGCGUGACCAAUCCUCCUCUCGGCGGCGCUGUUGCCGGCUCCUCUACACAAGGGCACGGCGGCGUGACCAAUCCUCCUCUCGGCGGCGCUGUUGCCGGCUCCUCUGCCGCCGGCUCCUCCUCUGGCGGCCCCUCCUCUGGCGGCCCCUCCUUCUCGGCCCAGGCCCGCGCGCUGUACGUCUCCUCGUCGGCAAAGGCGGGGAUGGACGGUGUCGACAGCGAGAAGAUUGCAGAGAUUGUGCUUCAGACGGCCGCCAACUCGCCCUUCACCGCGCACCAGCGCAAGCUCGACAGGGCCGUGGACCGGCGUGUCGCGAAGCUGCUCGCCGCCAAGCGCAAGGUCUCGGAGCCCGAGCGCGCCGCCGCCCGCGCGACGGUGGCGGCGCGGCGCGCCGACCUCGAGGCCUCGCGCCGGCUCGAGCGCGUGUGCGUCGUGGUCGACUUUGAUCAGUUUUACGCCGCGGUGGCGAUGCGCGACCGGCCCGAGCUGGCGGAGAGGCCCCUGGCGGUGGGCGGCGCGCUGGUGCUGACGGCCAACUACGUCGCGCGCCGGUGGGGCGUGCGGAGCGGGCAGCCCGGCUUCGUCGCCAAGGAGCUGUGCCGGCAGCUGACGUUUGUGCCGGCCGAGUACGAAAAGUACGCCGAGGUUGCGGCGACGGCGAUGGAGGUGUACCGUGAGUACGACCCGGCCGUCUCGUGCGGGAUGGGGUACGACGAGUGCUCGCUCGACCUGACGCACUACCUGCGGCGGCGCGUGCGGGACGCGACGGGCGGGCUGACGCUCUCGGCGCGUCGCCGCACUGCUCUCUGCUUCUCGACGUCUGAUGAGUGUCUCGUGGCUCCAUUUGAUCAGGCCGGCAUCGCGCCCAACUUUCUGCUCGCAAAGAUGGGCGCCGACGUCAACAAGCCGGACGGGCAGCACACCGUCUCGCCGACGGUAGAGGCGGUCCUCGCUUUCCUUUCGGCCACGCCGACGCGCAAGGCGCCCCCGCCCUCGGCCGCACACCACGAGGCUGCCCCGAGGUCAUGCGCUACAGCUCGGCUAUACCUCGGCAUCUCGCGGCUGCAUCUCGGCUAUAUCUCGGCUACACCUCGCGGCUACAUCUCGGCUACAUCUCGGCUACAUCUCGGCUACACCUCGUGGCCAGAGCGGGGCGGCGACGCGGGCGCGAUGCAGAAGGGCAUCUCCUUCUCCGACACGUUUGGGUCGAGCGACGAGCCUGCGGCGCUGCGCCGCCAGCUGUGGACGAUGUGCGAGGGGCUCGGCGCGAGCAUGCUGGCCGCGGGGCUGGUUGGCGAGAAGCUCACGCUCCGGCUCAAGGACUCGAGCUUCGAGGUGCGGUCGCGCGCCGCGCCGCGCGGCGCCGCGAUCGGCAGCGCGGGCGAGCUGUACGCGCGCGCGCUGCCGCUGUUGGAGAGGGAGCUG